GAGAGAGAGAGAGAGAGAGAGAGAGAGAGCCAGCUCGAAAGAAUCACAGAUCGCCCAUGGGCUGCUCUGGGAUCUUCAGAAUCUGACACGGCAGCAUCACACACCCAGGAGACUAGCAGAUACGCCAUAAUUCUCUUUCUCCGGCGAACCAAACAUAGAAACAAACAAAUAAAAAAGUCUCCUCCGACGAUGUCAAGCACGGUUUGACUUUCCAACAAAGGAGCUCAGAUUCACCGCAUCAAUGCCAGUUGGAAAAGGAAUUUCGGCUUAAAUAAGGAGAGGGUCAAAGCCUCUACUUUACUUAAAAAGGGCUUCUGGUAUAUCGCGAAAGCUUGGUGUUUGGCGUGGCGGAAAGUGUUUUCCUUUUUCCGUGGGGAGAAUAUGAUUUUCCGGGGAAGUUCAUGGGCAGAGGUGAGUGUAAGCAAAAUUGUGGGAACUGGGAAGAUUGUAAAAAAGGGAGUGAGUGAAAGGGUGCGAAAUUAAAUGACAUAACUCAGGCUAUUAAUUAGUUGGCUGUUUCUUGCUCUUCCAUCUCUUUCUCUUUCUCUUUCUCUGUAUUUAAUGGUAUUAACUGCUACCCUCCUUCCAGUUGACCUUUAUUAUGCUUUUCCAGAUGAGGGCAAAUAUAUAAAUGAAUAUUUGUUACACCUUUGCCCCUCCCUCUUCUCUCUCUUUCUCUAAACCUCCGUUUGCUACAGGCGUGGAGCUCUUUCAUCCCCUUCAUCUUCACGCCGGCUUGGGCUUUGAUUGAUUCUCUUUUAUUACUAUCACUUUAAUUAAACCCCGGAGUGCCUUUCUCUCUCUCUGAUUCUCUACCACAUAAGUGAGAGUUGGAGGGGAUUGUCUGCUGUGGUGUGAGACAGAGAAAGGGUUGGUUCCUUCUUGAGCUGAUCUUACAGGGUCGUUUAGUUGCUUGCAUCUACCAGAAUUGUUGUAGGUGUGAAAUAUCAAAUACAGUUGCUCCGGAAAUUUCUCCCAUCUUUCCCAGUCCAUGUAAACGAUGAAAUUUGUUUUCACUGGCAUUCCAAAUUUUAAUGUAGUUGCAGAUAGUGAACAAGUGUUUUGCCAUUCAGCUCUUGGCCAUAAGCCCCGACCUUUUGAAUACAAUGACAAUGCUCUGGACUCUGACACAAAGUCGGGAAACCUGAUCAUGAAGGAAAACUUAAAGCACACUGAGAAAGAUGCACUACGCCUACCAUAUGCCAUAAAUGACGGAGAUGGUUGGACUGCUAUAGAAUUUGACUGUUCUAUGGGCAUGGAUGAUUUAAAAAAUGAAAACAAAGAUGAGGUCAGAGACAUUGUUGCAUCACGUACUUAUUCUUCCAGAAAAACAGGAUCAUUUGAUGAGGACUCAGAUUUUGUUAUGGACAAAGGUGUUAAGGAGUGUGAACUGCCAGAAUUGACAGUUUGCUACAAAGAGAGUAUUUACCAUGUUGUCAAAGACAUCUGCAUUGAUGAAGGAGUGCCUUCUCAGGAGAAGAUACUGUUUGAGAGUGGUUCAGAUGAGAAAACUGUUUGUAUUGAUCUGCCUCUUGAGAAGGAUCAAACCAAAGAAUCCGUGAAAGAAAAAGAAGAUAUUAAGAUGUCCACUCCAGAUGGAUUACAGAUUUCAGCAGAAAAUGAUUCUAACAAGGAUUCUGCUAAUCAAUGUGAUUCGAAGGAUUUAAUGCAGACAAGGGAAGGUGCCACUGAUAGUAUUGCAACUAAUUUCUCUGAAGAGAUUUUUUUGCCCGGAAAUAAACUUCCAGUGCUAGAUAUGGGCACAUAUACUUCCCACUUCAAGUCUUCAAACAAUGACAGCAAUAACGUUGAACAACAACCCUUUCAGGUCUCUACUGAAAAAGCAAUCUUGGCAAGCCCUGCUUUGGUUUCUGCUGCAGAAGAAUCAAACGAUAGCAGUGGGGAUUCAAUGUUGGCAAACACAACAUUGGUUUAUGCAACUAAAGAACCAAAAAUUUGCACUGGGGAUCCAAUGUUGGCAACCCCUGCUUUGGUUUCUUCAGCUGAAGAAUCAAAAAAUAACAGUGAGGAUGAAAUGUUGGCAAGCCCUACUCACGUUUCUUCAUCUGGGGAAUCAGGCAAUGGCAGUCCUGUGAAUGAGUUAGUUUACAAUAGCAAGGUUGAAAACGGAAGCAUCACCUUUGAUUUUGACUCUUUAGCACCCGCAGCUAGCAGCAGAGAGGAGCGUCUUGCAAUCGGUGACAGUGAAUGUCUUGAAACUCAAAUUACAUCAAAGCUUGAAGAGGGCAUUCCUGAUGCUCAUACAGUUUCAAGGCAACUUCAACGCGGUCAGGGAGAAACGAGUUUUUCUGCAGUAGGUCACGGAGAGGAAAGUUUCUCUGCAGUAGGUCGUCCUUUAGGAAGUCUUAUAAAUUACUCCGGGCAAGUAGCUUAUUCUGGCAGUGUCUCUCUUCGAUCAGAUAGCAGCACAACCAGCACGCGUUCCUUUGCCUUUCCCAUAUUACAGUCUGAAUGGAAUAGCAGUCCAGUUAGAAUGGCAAAAGCUGAACGGAGGCAUUUCCGGAAGUGUAGAAAUUGGGGGCAGAGCCUUCUUUGCUGUAGAUUCUGAUUGUUUCUUUUUCUAUCCUAGGUUUAGUUAGAAUCUGAUUUAUACAUGAACAAGAAUUUUAUUUUAUUGAGUAUGAUAAAUAUAUAUACAUCCUCUUCUUGUUGUGGUU
Corylus avellana is the source of this 2678-nucleotide messenger RNA. RefSeq names its product 18S pre-ribosomal assembly protein gar2-like protein. The record is from RefSeq and is a predicted model, not a curated record. Lineage: Eukaryota; Viridiplantae; Streptophyta; Magnoliopsida; Fagales; Betulaceae. Gene Ontology annotation, biological process: regulation of asymmetric cell division.